This is a messenger RNA of Fusarium redolens, 1116 nucleotides long. RefSeq names its product Intradiol ring-cleavage dioxygenase. Gene Ontology annotation, molecular function: iron ion binding; oxidoreductase activity, acting on single donors with incorporation of molecular oxygen, incorporation of two atoms of oxygen. The coding region runs from base 1 to 1116 and encodes 371 amino acids. The transcript is spliced from 2 exons. Lineage: Eukaryota; Fungi; Ascomycota; Sordariomycetes; Hypocreales; Nectriaceae. The record is from RefSeq and is a predicted model, not a curated record.
AUGGUCAAGCUUACCAGUUUCGUUGCUGCCGCAUUAGUCAUGGGGGCCUUUGCUCAUCCAGGUGCACACGAGGAAGACACCCUCGAUCCCAUGGCGAAGCGAGCAUUCUUGGCUCAGUCGCGUCGAGGCCUUGAAGCUUGUGCCAAGCACCUGGAAGCACUUGGUACCACCAAGAGGGCAGAAGCUCAUCGUCAUGCACUUGUUAGUAAGCAUCUAAAGAGAAAUGCUAAUGAAGGGAAGCCUCUUGAUACUCGCGACACCGACAUGGUCCUUGCAACAGAUCACCAUUCCAACUUAACUGGAAUCUCGCUUAAUACAGACUCCAAUGUCUUCUUUACCAACACCAGCUGCAUUUUGUCCCCCGAUGGUGAGAUUGGACCCUUUUGGGUUAAGGGCGAGCUGUUGCGCGAGGACCUCAUUGAUGACGAGCCUGGUGUUGUCAACUAUAUGCACGCUCAAUUCAUCGAUAUCAAGACUUGUGAGCCAAUGCAGGGCCUCUACUGGGAUGUCUGGAACUGCAACUCGACUGGUGUCUACUCUGGGGUUCAGGACAGCAGUAAUGGAAAUGGCGACGACGCUUCCAACCUCGACCGCACCGCUCUUCGUGGUAUUCAAGAAACAGAUCAAGACGGCAUCGCUGUAUUCAAACCCAUCUUCCCAGGUCAUUACAGUGGACGAGCGACCCACGUUCACGUCGUCGCCCACGUCAAUGCCACUCUGCUCUCGAAUCAGACCCUCUCAGGUGGUAGGGUUUCACAUAUCGGUCAGCUUUUCUUCGACCAAGAUCUUAUCACUCAGGUUGAGGCCACUUAUCCUUACAACACAAGCGACGUUGAUAUUACUCUAAACUCAGAGGAUCGCGUCUUUGGCCUAGAGACUGAGGAUAGUGAUUCAGAUCCUGUGUUCAAAUAUGUCUUUCUUGGCGAUAGCAUUGAGGAUGGAAUUUUCUCCUGGCUCACUAUCGGAGUCAACGCAACUGCUACAUACUCCACCAGUUAUGCGGCUUAUCUGACUAAGGAUGGAGGUGUUUCUAACAGUAACUCCGAGGGUGCUGGAUCUGGCGGUCCCGACGGCACUCCUCCUGCGGGUUCCUUUACGUCUGCCCCUUCAGCAUAA